UCGUCUUGCUCCCUUAGUUUUUCACCCUUCAGUCUUUCAACUAAGUAGACUCGUGACACUCGAGGAUUUCCAAUUGAGUCGCUUUAGAAUCGUCCAUGCUAGUGAAACGAUGGCAGAGAAUACCGAAAAUGCUUCCUCGGUUGGUCCAGUUGGUCCAGAACCUCAUACAGAACCUGCUGUUCCUGCACCAGUCUAUCAACUCCCCGAAUGGGAGACCAUAACUCACCCCCCCAAACAGCCUCGUCAGUCGCUGUUAGGUAGACUCAUCCCUUUGAAGCCUGAUGAGGAGGAUGAGAAUCGACCUAUAUCCGCUCGACUCUCUCUAGCGGCGGAGCGUACUCUGGGAAGAAAAUCGCUUUCUGGUCGAGCAUCCACUCUCCCGUUACAUAACCCACCCACCGAGAACGGCGCAGCAGCAAAGGGUACGCUGGCCACUGCACUGCACGCGCGUUUUGACACCGCCUUCCCUCCACAUAGAAAGUAUUUCGGCCGCUCCCGCCGGUUUUUAUUCCUAUGUAUCAUUCUACCGGCGGCGAUCUUUCUCUUCGUAGUCGUCCCGCUAGCAGUAGGCCUCGGCGUGGGCCUAACACGCCGCUCGUCCUCCACGUCAAAUCUGCCGCUUCCGAGCAAUACGGAAACUUUCAGGGGCGAAUUGACUUACUACGAUCCUGCCUUGGGCGCUUGUGGUAUAGAGUCUACCAGCAGCGAGGACAUUGUCUCCGUAUCACACAUUAUCUUUGAUGCUGCCAGCCAGGGCUCCAAUCCGAAUGCCAAUCCGCUCUGCGGCAGGAAAAUAAGAGUUUCAAGAGAUUUCGUCGAGAAUGGCACGGGAAACCACAGUGUAGAUGUCACGGUUGUGGAUCGCUGCGUCGGAUGCGAAGCGGCGGAUUUGGAUUUGAGCAUCGCCGUGUUCACGCGCUUGGCGCCGGAAGGUAGCGGGAGGGUAUCCGGGAACUGGGCCUGGUUAGACUAAAUAUGAAUCGACGACGAAUCGGAAAAGAUGGCAUAGCCGGCAGAAUUAUACACUCCGGCCGGAGUUGGCCUGGUUAUAGACACAUGGAUGGAGUUUGGAAUGUUUUAUACCC
Molecule: messenger RNA, 1085 nt
Organism: Hypoxylon fragiforme
Lineage: Eukaryota; Fungi; Ascomycota; Sordariomycetes; Xylariales; Hypoxylaceae
Product: RlpA-like double-psi beta-barrel-protein domain-containing protein-containing protein
Exons: 1
Coding region: 110-973 (287 amino acids)
Source: RefSeq, a predicted model, not a curated record